AUGACAGUGAUACUAUUGGUGUCCAUCCUAUCCCUGACAACCAAGAAUUCCUGCCUUCAAAGGAUUUGGGUGUUAAACAUUGAACUUGGCAUAAGGUUUGCAUCAGCUAAAGAUUUCAGGCUUGCACUUAGGGAUUAUGUAAUAAGGAAAAAGUUUGAUAUAAAAUUCAAAAAAAAUGAUGGUGAUAAAGUGUCUGCAGUGUGCUCGGAAGGUUGUGGCUGGAGGAUAUAUGCAAGUCAUGUGGCACUUCAAAGUACUAUUGCAAAGGAGUUAGACAUUGAUGUGUCCACAUACAAAGCGCGUAGGGCAAAGAAAAGGGCAUUAAGCAUUUUUGAGGGUGAUGAAGCUGAACAGUAUUCAAAGUUGAGGGAUUACUGUGCAUUGAUCCAAACAACCAAUCCUGGAAGUCGUGCAACAAUAGGUGUUGAUCCUACGUCUUAUGAUAAUGAAAUCAAGACCUUCCAAAGAAUUUUUAUUUGUUAUGCUGCAGUGAAGAAGGGAUUUAGAUAUGGUUGUAGACCAUUCCUUGGUGUUGAUGGGUGCUUUUUAAAGGGAGCAUAUGGUGGUCACCUACUGUCUGUUGUGGCUUAUGAUGGGAAUGACCAAAUGUUUCCUGUUGCUAUUGCAGUUGUAGAGACUGAAACAAAAGACUCUUGGAGCUGGUUCAUGACAGAGUUAAUGGAGGCUGUUGGACCUCACUUUGACAUCACCUUCAUGUCAGAUAGACAGAAAGGAUUAGUUAAUAAUUUUGAUACCAUUCUAUAUGGGGCUGAACAUAGAUUUUGUGUAAGACACCUCUAUGAAAACUUCAAACUAAAAUAUAGAGGACAAAAUCUGAAAAAUGAGGUUUGGGAAGCAGCUCAAUCAUACACAGAAGCUGAUUUUGAGUUACAUAUGAACAAGAUUAAAGAGAUGAAUGCUAGAGCAUAUGAGUGGCUGAGGAGAGUGCCACCAAAUGUAUGGACAAGGUCCAGUUUUGGUUGUCAUUCAAAAACAGCUUUGGUCAUAAACAAUAUGUGUGAGUCUUGGAAUGAAGUGAUUCUUCCUGCAAGGGAUAAGUCUAUUCUAUAUAUGUUAGAAUGGAUUAGGAAGCAUCUGAUGUUGAGGUUUAAAAAAAAAAGAGACUUCAUAAAUUCAAAGUGUGGGUUGUUAUGUCCAGACAUUCAGGAAAAAAUAAACAAGAGGAAAAGAAGUGCAAGAAUCUGUAAAGUGCAUUAUGCUGGUGAUGACAAAUAUGAGGUGGAAUGUAGAGGAAUUAGUGAGGCAGUAAACAUUGGGAAGAACACAUGCACUUGUAGGAUAUGGGAUGUUUGUGGUAUCCCUUAUAAUCAUGCUAUUGCAUGCAUAUUUGCAAGGAGGGAACUACCAGAGAUAUAUGUUGAUUCAUACUAUCAUAGAGACACAUAUUUGAAGACCUAUGAAAACUUGAUAUAUCCCAUUCCAAUAAGGAGACUAUUAAGUUCAGAACCCAUAGACCCAUUACUUCCACUUACCUAUAGGAAACCAAUUGGUAGACCAAAAAAGGCAAGGAACAAAAAAAGUGAUGACCCAAGUACUUCAACCACACUAAUUAAGUCAAGACCACAAUUGCAAUGUUCAAGAUGCAAUGAUUAUGGACACCACACAAGAACUUGCAAAGCAUCUGAACCAAUUUUGGUUGAGAAACUUCCACCCAAAAGAGGAGGAAGACCACCAUUAACUACUCGAGGAAGGGGUGAAAGAGCACCUGGGAGGAGUGCAUCAGUGCAAUCAAGAGGUAGUAGUUUAGCUAUAGGAAGGGGUGGUGGUUUGGUUAUGCAGUUAAGGGGUGGUGGUUCAGCAAUGGGAAGGGGUAGUGGUUCAGCUAUGCAGUUAAGGGGUGGUGGCUCUGUUAGGCAGUCAAGGGGUGGUGGUUCAGCUAUGGGAAGGACUGGUGGUUCAGUUAUGCAGUCAAGGGGUGGUGGCUCAAUUAUGUAG
Cornus florida is the source of this 1956-nucleotide messenger RNA. RefSeq lists its product as uncharacterized. The transcript is spliced from 4 exons. NCBI's taxonomy places the organism in Eukaryota, Viridiplantae, Streptophyta, Magnoliopsida, Cornales, Cornaceae. Bases 1 to 1956 code for a protein of 651 amino acids. Gene Ontology annotation, molecular function: zinc ion binding. The record is from RefSeq and is a predicted model, not a curated record.